Messenger RNA from Colletotrichum fioriniae, 954 nucleotides. Lineage: Eukaryota; Fungi; Ascomycota; Sordariomycetes; Glomerellales; Glomerellaceae. The record is from RefSeq and is a predicted model, not a curated record.
AUGGAUCUUGCCGGUGAUUUGACGUUUGGACAUGACUACGGCAACAUAGAAAAGGGUAAAGCCGGAGAGUUCCUUGAAACAUUUUCCAAAUUGAGUUUCUGGGGCACCGUGAACCAGGUCUCUUCACGCUUCCCCCUUCUAUACCCGUUCGUGCUGCUUGCCUUGAGUCCUAGCUUGGCGACAGUGGCGCCGAAACUCCAGCGCAUCAAUAGUAAGUAUAUCAACGAUCGAAUCAGCAUCAGGGAUUCUCUUGAACACGAAGACUUCAUGUCGUCUCUUAUUAAAGACGGCGGAGAGCCGCCCGAAGUCGACUUUCUUGUUGCACAAAGCAUGAACGUGGUCAUAGGCAACGCUGAAGCCACUUCCAACAUGUUCACGGUUUCAGUACAUUUUCUCGGCAUAUAUCAAGAGAAACUCGAAAAAUUGAAGGUAGAUAUUCGCAAUCGAUUCGCUUCCUACGAGGAGAUCAAAUCCGAAAAUGUGCAGAAUAUCACAUGGCUCAAUGCUGUCAUUAACGAGGGACUUCGACUAGCCACCCAGGGCACUUCCGGUCUACCUCGCAUCAGCCCUGGCGGCUUCGUUGAUGGCCACUACAUUCCGAAGGGGUAUCGAGUUCAAACCAGCUUCUGGGCAGUCUUCCACUCAGAGCGUUACUUUGCGAAACCACGAGAAUUCCACCCAGAACGAUGGCUUCCAAAAGACCAUCCAGAUUAUGAGAAGGAGUUUGAAAAUGACAAGCUUUCUGUAUUCCAGCCUUUCAGCAUUGGUACCCGAGGCUGUGUUGGUCGCAAAACGGGGCUCUUGCAGGCGCAGCUGAUGAUCUCCAAGAUGGUGUGGGCCUUGGACUGGGAGCACAUUAAUCAAGGCGAGAUGGACUGGGAACAAGAUCUGAGAAGAUACGCUAUGAAUCAGUUGCCCCAAGUCGUUGUCCGCUUCCAGAAAAGAUCUAUAUAG